AUGGAAAAACUUACUGCAUACAAUAAAAAAGGUUCUUGCUCUAAAGAGGAAACUUUAACAACAAACAGUAUCCCUAAAACUCCGGUAGACCCUGCACAACAGGACGGCAAUGAUAAUAGCACUCCUAGUUGGGAAGAACAAGUAUCGCUAGAGAACGAAAUAGGUUUCUCCAAAGAAAGUGAGAAUCAAAACAACAAACUAGACGCGUCUGAUCACGAGACACGUAAUGAAAAACUCAACAACAAAGAAGACUCGGUUCCAACAACAACGAAACGCAAGAAAAACAGAACCACCUCUUUUGAAGGAGAAGAAGAAAGAAACAAAACUCUAGAACAAGAGGUUCUCACAGAGGACCUAAACAUGGACAUGAACCAAACAGAAGAAACUCCUUUACCCAACUCUGAGGAAACUUUAACCAACUCAGAAAAG
Messenger RNA from Racocetra fulgida, 429 nucleotides. Lineage: Eukaryota; Fungi; Glomeromycota; Glomeromycetes; Diversisporales; Gigasporaceae. The record is from the annotation of a GenBank genome assembly.